Messenger RNA from Plasmodium malariae, 939 nucleotides. Its product is annotated as conserved Plasmodium protein, unknown function. Bases 1 to 939 code for a protein of 312 amino acids. Gene Ontology annotation, molecular function: protein binding. NCBI's taxonomy places the organism in Eukaryota, Apicomplexa, Aconoidasida, Haemosporida, Plasmodiidae. The record is from RefSeq and is a predicted model, not a curated record. The transcript has 3 exons.
AUGAUGACGAAAUUAAUAAAAUUUAUUAUUCUACGACCAAGAGGAAUACCCCAAAAUUUGGAAUUAGAAAUAAACUGCAGUGAAAUAAUUAAAAACCUGAAACAUAAGUUGUUUUCAGAAGAUAUAAAAAAAGAAUUAAAUGUUCGUUUUAUAUAUAUGGGCAAAAUACUGGACGACAAAAAAAGACUAGAUGAUUACAUAAAUUAUUAUCAGAAAGAUUUGUUCUCAAAUAAUAAAUCGAAUACCUUAAUUAACGAUAAUAGAAAUGAAUACCAAAGUGAUAAGAACAAAGAUAUGAGUAAUAAAAACAUUUCUAAUGAUUGCAACGAGAAUAUUAUUCCUAUAACGAUUCAUGUGAAAAUUACGGAAAAGUGCAAUUCCAUAAAAGGUGGUGAGUAUAUUAAUGCGGCUAGCAAUUACAGUUGCAUGUACUGCGAAGAAAUGUUCUCUUGUAUAUACAUUAUGUACAGUGAUAUGUGCAAAUUAUACAUAAUUCACCCCGUUCACCCCACUCUUUCAAACUUCGUGCUAUUCCUUCUACCCCUAUACAUUAUGCUUACAUUAUUUCAAUAUUUCUUUUUCUUCCUUUCUCUUUUUUAUAUAGACAACUUUGAUUACAAAACAUUCAAUACAGUUUUAGCUCAACUAAGUAUUAUAAUGUUUGUUACUCUAUUAUGGCUGUACAGAUAUAAUCAUGGGGAGUCCUUUCCUGCAUUUUCAUUAAUAGUGUUAUUUGCAUUUACAUUUCUUAUUAUAACUGUUUUUAUUUAUACCUAUCUAAUUGUAUUUUUCGAUAAUAUGUUCAUUAUAAUUUGUACAUUUUUUGAAUAUCUUAAGCACUAUUUUAUGCGUACAUGGGUAUACAUUAAUGAAAAAAAAGAAGAGUUUUUUUUAAGACGGGAAGCAAGAAAUAAUAAUACAAAUGCAAAGGAAAAUUGA